Molecule: messenger RNA, 3457 nt
Organism: Fopius arisanus
Lineage: Eukaryota; Metazoa; Arthropoda; Insecta; Hymenoptera; Braconidae
Product: ADD domain-containing protein 1
Exons: 5
Coding region: 280-2952 (890 amino acids)
Biological process (GO): replication fork processing; chromatin remodeling
Cellular component (GO): nucleus; pericentric heterochromatin
Molecular function (GO): chromatin DNA binding
Source: RefSeq, a predicted model, not a curated record
GCUCGUGCAAGCCGCUAUUCCGACCCCUCAGCAAUAAAUCUCUGAGGUGUCGAGGAAGUACUCUAUUUUUUUCCCCCAUUUUUUAAAAAAAUUCGCAAAUUCUCGAUCGAGUGUUUUGAGUCGUGUCGUUGAGGCCAUUAUGAGAGAGAACUGGGCCCGCUAGGUUGGGCCCGAGUUAAAAUGGAGGUGAUGGCUUUUGUCAGUGUUUUCACGAAUUCCUUCGUGUGCACUGCUUGAUUUCGAGUUAUUCGGCAGGUAUUGCUGGUGAAUCGUCUUGGAAUGGAUAUUGCUAGUCUGCUGGAGGUGCAGGUCAAUGAGGAGCCGCUUUCUGAAGCGCUGCCGGGGGAGAGUAAGGAUGAGCCUAAGGUACUCAGGGCCUCGGAGUUUGUCAGUCCCGAGGAGAAACACUUUCGCAAACUUCUCUUUGGACAGGAUCUCGCAAAAGUGCGAUUCCGUAGACUCCACUGCACAUCCUGUGACACCCACAUCGGAUCAGCUCCAGCUGAGGCUUAUAACAUGCAGGAACACCCAAUUCUGAAAGUCCUUUUGUGUGCAGCCUGUCGUGAAUUCUAUGGAGAUGGCACCUUUGAGCAAGGUGACGAUGCCACUGACAUGUUCUGCCGUUGGUGCGCCAAUGGUGGUAAUUUGUACUGCUGCUCCUACUGCAGCAACACAUUCUGCCAGAAAUGUAUCAGAAUAAAUUUCGAUGCUGACGUGCGAAAGCAGAUCGAGGCUGACGAGAAGUGGAAGUGUUUUGUGUGUUAUCCAGCACCACUGUACUCCCACAGAGCUGUCUGUUGGGCUCUUCUGCAACACGUUAAGACACUCUCCAGGAUAUUGACAGCAGAUCGUGUGAUGACACCAAAGGAGAUCCUCGCAAAAAUGGAAUUGGACGACGCACAGUGUUGUCCAGGUCGAAAAGCAAAACGAAAACGAAAGGCCUCGGUAUCGUCCUCGGACAACGAGUCAGUGACUUCCAAGACGUCCCGUACCUCCUCCAGAACCCGAAAGAGAUCAAUAAAACGAAGACGAGCAACAUCUGGAGACUCCAAUGAUACUCCAAACGGUACCAGGUACAUCCCCAUAGCGCCAAAAAAAUCAGACGACGACGACAUAACUCAUCUGCUGAAUCCUGAGCAGACGAUGGUGGAGGGCGACGGUGAGACACUGAUUCUCCCAGGGAAUCCUCGAAUUCCAUCACUCAAACCAAUCAGCACGAGUGCCUUGGUGCGUUCUCCACUGACACGAGGUCCAAGAGUGAUCCCAAUUCGUCCUCUCAGGAGGAUUGAGUCACUGCCACCUGGGGCUACUCCCCAGUUAAUCACGAGACUGCCAGGAUUUCGAACCGCAGCCCCCAUGGUGACGAUUCCCACACGUCCUGUUUUGAUGUCAACGACUCCUGGUGCCUCUGGAGGGAUACGGCGUUCCUUUCCCAUUCUGAGAGCUGAUAAAAAUGAUUCUAAACAGCAAACGAAGGCACCACCAAGUGUUAUAGACUUGGAGAGUGACUCGGAUGACAAUUUUAUCGGUGAGAGCUCAAGUGUUCAGAACUAUCAGGAUAAUCUGAGUAAUCAGAUUGAUCAGACUGGUCAGAUUAAGGAUAAAAAUCAGACUAGCAAGUCUGAAGAGUCUGAGGGUGCAUCAGGCCACUUAGAGACUCCUGACGUCACAUAUCCCAGGUUGACAGUCAGAAGAUUCGAUCAGACCAUCAGUAACCCCAUGAAGGCCGUCGACGAGAUCCUCAAGAAGCUCAGGAAGAGGCUUAGACAUGAGAUGAGCAGCUUCAACAGCUCAGAGGGCAACGACGUCAACUCAGCAAAGACAAAGCUCAAAAUCAUCAACAGGAAUAUCAGUAAAAUUGUCUCCGAGCUCGCAGUCUUCAACAAUACGAUGGUGAGACAGUACAAGCCCUGGAAGACGUCAUGUAUGACUGGAAAGCCUGUGGAGGACUCUACUGGAAAAAUUCGUUUGAGAAAGGGCGAGGCGAGCUACAAGAUCAUACCCCUGGACAUGGAGUGCGAGAGGGAGUCCGAGUCUGAGGACGACGAGGAGGAAGUCGAGGAGCACAACUCCAUUGAUUUUUCGAACAAAAUCGUGGAGUUCAAUGAGAAGAUGACGGUGGAUAGAGGAUGCUCCGCCAGGGUUAGUACUAAGAACAAGGCCAUUCAGGUUUAUGAUGAGAUGUCUAUUGAUUAUGACCGGACUGUUGGGUACUCAUUACUCAUGAAGGCUGAUUUUGAUAAUGACGAGGGGAAGGAGGUGCAGAAGCCUGUGAUCAUCGAGGAUCACUUCGCUGGGCAGUACGAGGAGCAGUUUAUUUUUUAUCUCCAGAGACUGGAGGAAGAAGAUGAGGAAAUGGAGAAUACUAGUCCGAAGACCCUGAGGGAGAUGAUUGAUGAUGAUCUGGCUGCUCAGGAGAAGAGGGAGACGAGGGAUUGUGCACUAGAGGGUGAAGAAAACGACAAGGAGAAUCCCGAGGAGGUGGAAGUGGUGGUGGAGGUGGAGGAAGUGGAGGAACUGGAGGAGAUGGAGGUCGGAGAGGAUGGGGAUCAGGAAAAAGGGAGUGAUGGUGCUGGUGAGGUUGAUGAGGGUCUGGAGAAGACUGAACGAGCUGCAGAGUCUUCUGAGGAAGGAAAUGCUAAUGAUGUUGAAGAAAUUCGUGGAGAAAUCACCGAGUCGGGAUGUGAAGAGGAGAUUCAGGGAGAUAAGGAAGGGGACAAUGAGGGAAAUGAUGGGGAAACAGUGGCCAUGGAGGAAGAUGGAGAUAUUAGUUCAGGGGAUAAGGACUCUGAAGUUGAUCAGGAUAAGGAGAAAAUUUCAUCGAGUCAAGAGGCUAGGAACGAGGAGACUGUGAUUGCAGUCAGAGCUCUCAUCGAGGAUGAGACUCGUGACGGGACAUUGAAAAAAAACUGGACAGAUGGGGAUGACGACGAGUGCACUGUUCUCGAGUGAAUUUAUCGACGUUCAAAUUAAAAUGAGGGAUUUCCGUUUGUGUAAUUGCUGCCUUUUGUAAAGUGCUCGAGUAACUCGACUAGCAUAGCUUUUAGAGAGAAAUCAUUGAUCAGCAUUUUCUUUUUUUUUUCACUUUUAUAAAUUACAUUAUCCUCAGUUCUUCGAUCAAUCUUGUUUUUGAAGUAGUUUUGUUGAUUUCGCACUUGAAUUAGUCAAGUUUGUAAAUAACAUAUUUUCUGUAUUUUUGGAUUCGAUGUGACAAGUGUGCAGUAGACACUGGGAUAGUGUAAAAAGAAUUUUUUUUUUUUAAUUGAGACAAUUAAAUUCUUUCACUGCGUCAUUAGUAAGAAUUAAGUGAUGUAUUCUGUAUAUCGACACAGUAUACUGCUGGGAUGAAGCAGAAUCAAUUCCUCAUUUAAUGUAUUUCGUCGUUAGGAUAUUUUCAGGACGAAGAGAGAAUAAUUCGUGAUUCUCGUAUAAGUAAUUCGAAUAAAAAAUUGGAAAA